Messenger RNA from Lasiodiplodia theobromae, 1404 nucleotides. RefSeq lists its product as uncharacterized. The transcript has a single exon. The coding region runs from base 1 to 1404 and encodes 467 amino acids. NCBI's taxonomy places the organism in Eukaryota, Fungi, Ascomycota, Dothideomycetes, Botryosphaeriales, Botryosphaeriaceae. The record is from RefSeq and is a predicted model, not a curated record.
AUGUCCGACGCAGAGUCUCGGCAAAAUCUCCGCAACCACACUGGACCUGCUCUCGUUCUUGACGCUCGAGUGAGCUGUCAGGCUCCAGAUCUCGAUAAAUUAACACUCAGUGCCCCAUUUUACGGUAACAUUUCUGGGACUGUUACCAACAGCACAAGCAGCCCACGCCUACAGCCGAUCAUACCUACGAGUUUCUUGUGCGUUUUCGCCGGUCCAGGCCAGAGGUCGAUAUGUCAGAUCGGCGUCAAUGUUGCUUAUCUAUACAUCGGAUCACUCGACAGCCAUUUUCAGAGGCAGAACAAGACCUACGGCACUGCCUUCUUGAUCAUCGACCCUUCCGGCAACUACAACAGCCAAGCAAACAUCUCGACCUCCGCCCUCACAUCCACCAACGCCAACACAUCCACCCGCGGCUCAUGGACCGACGUGUCCCACCCAUCCGCCAACUCCACCCUCUCUCUCUCCCUCUGCUUCGCCCCCUGGGACGCCGCCCGCCUCUCCGUCAACAUGCACAGCUCGCAGAACCGCACCGAGCCGUCCCCGCACUGGACCGCCCCCUCCGACACCGAGAGCGUCGGCAGCUUCAACAUGGACCCCGUCCUCCACCAGCUCGGCCUGCAUUCCGAGCCAAACGACAGCAGCUUCUGGCAAUCCACCUUCGAGGGCCGCGGCGUCCUCGCGCUGGACCGGCCCGCCUCCCUCGCGCCGCCCGCGCACUCCCUCCCGCCGUUCCAGCGCCCCUUCGUCCAGGCUGACAUGUCGUCGGCUGGCGGUGGCUCGUCGGGCAUCAGCGUGCCGCUCGCUGGCAACCGCUCGACGCUGCUGUCCGGCCAUACGCUCGAUGCGGUUCUGAAUAAUUUUACUUAUACGCCUGAUAACCUGCUCGCUGCCGACCCGGCCGUCGCGUCGUUGUUCAACGCUGCUUUCCGCGCUACGAACGCUUCGGCUGCCCGUGCUCUCAGUGCUGUCAUCACCGCGCUGUCUGCCACUGCGUACUACGGCCAGAUGCCUGCUUUUGAUUUCGUGCCUGAGCGCGGGGUCGAGCAGGUUUACUUCCGGACCGUGCAGAUGCCCGUCCGCGCGAGUGGUUUCGCUGCGCUUGUGUGGUUGCUCGCGGCGCAUACGGUGCUGGUUAGCAUCAUCAUGAUGAUCUUUAGAAAUAAGGCGACUGGAUCGCUGUUGAGCGAGGCGUGGCAGUGCAUUGCACAGUUGCAGGGUGUUGUGACUGAUGUUUGUAUGAGAUAUGACGGCAGCGGGAGAGCGGGUGUGGUAGCGAAUAUGAAGGAUAAGGAGUUAAAAAGGGUAUUUGAGAGGCAGGGAAGGAAUAAGAUAAGGGUAAGGAUUGUCGGGUCCGGAGAUGAUGAAGGGAGGCUUAUGUGGGAGGUUAAGGAUGUCAGCGAGUAG